Schistosoma intercalatum is the source of this 3105-nucleotide messenger RNA. Lineage: Eukaryota; Metazoa; Platyhelminthes; Trematoda; Strigeidida; Schistosomatidae. The record is from the annotation of a GenBank genome assembly.
CUAAGACUCUCGCAGCUUGGUGGAUUGGUAAGGUUUGAUUAGAGCAGUCAAAACUCUGGGACUUGCUACCAACAUUGAGAAUCAGUCAUUCAGAAAUCAGCUGGCUCAUACCACGUUGCAAACAUUUAAAAAAUUGGGCGUUAAAUUGCUGCGGUUGAUUUAGACGUGACGGUGCACGGGCUGUGUAGAUUCGUGUUGUCAGUUCAAAUCCUUAUGAAAUUAGUUCUAGUUGUUAUUACCCGAUUGUCUUAGUCUCACCAUUUACUCUGUUGCUAGUUACUGCAGAUCUAUUUCAUCUGAUGUAGGUGCAUCUUAUGUCUUUAUUUAGUCGUCGUCUCAUUAUCUUGUUGUCAUCCAGUUUCCCGUGCACACGCAGCUCUAUACUCUCCCGUGGAAAUCCUGAUAAUUCUGUCCUGGGAAGUUGUUCGCGAUUGCUUUGUAACUAGCGCAAACGCUCGAAUAAACUUUAUACAGUCGUAAUGACCUGCGUGGUUAGUUCUGAAUGAUCACCUGUUUGCUUAUCUUGUGCUUUCAUUUGUUACCGCUCUCAAUUUUCAGGCCAAAUUUUACGACGAUGUGAUUGAGGAUGUUAUAAGUGGUGUUAAAGAUGAGUUUGUAGAGGAUGGUGGUGAUAUCCAGAUACUUGAAGAACUCAAAAAGGUUUCACAUGUUUCACGGCUCACUAUUAUUUAGUUAUGGAAGUCAAAACUUGCUGAGACCCACGUCUUUAGCCCAGAGCCUGUUGGCGGAAGUGCUGCACAAUAUUUGAACCUUCUGCAACGUUCUCAAGUUCAGAUCCAUCCAAAUGUCGUCAGUUCUGGAAAUUCCUCCGUAGGUUUACCAAUGAGGCAGUUGAAUACAAUCAUCCGAACUGGGUCAGAUCAGACAACAGCAAGCAUGGCGCUCCCUGGUACGCUUUCAGGUUUGCGACUACCUGCAGCACGGGCUUCUGUCUCAGUCCCCACUCAAAUGCGAUCUCGUGAGCCAGUACAGGCUACUCCGUGUUUGGCCUCAGUUAUACUUCCAGCUCAGUCGCAAACACAAAAGCAACCUCAAACAACCAGCGUUCUUCCCGCUGUGCUUACUUCCAAUCCAAGUGGAGCUCAAUCAAGACCUACUGCAACUACUAACGUUCAACAAGUUACAACACCCCAGCUCGCCACACUGCCUUCAGGUCUUACAGGACAUCUUGUACAAAUCGGCCAACAGACUUAUCUCGUCCCUCAGCCGUUAACAGCAGUCCGUCAACCUGGUGUUCAUCUGGCUGUUCCUCAGUAUAUAGGUAACCCAAGUGUGGCAACCAACAAUUCCAUGGCUUCUGAUUCCAAACCUUUUACUAUUUCAGACAUUGGGCAGUUUAAACAAACACAGGUCGAUGGUGUCCAUGAUAGCGAUGAUGAAAAGUUCUGUGAUACUCCUGUAUCACAAUCGAUGAGUGUACAUGGGCGUCGAAAGAAUCAAAAUAGUGGACAGCAUAAUUAUAAUGAUAGUGUUGCAUCCCAUGCCCAUCAUGGUUCAGAUCUAGAAGAUGAUGAUGACGAUGAUGAUGACUUAGUCCCUGCUACUCCUGGUUUCACACCACACUCGUCUGUUUUAUCUCACUACAACACUAGUCGUUAUGUGAUGGAUACUCCAAGAGAUAUGGGUGGGGGCACACCUCUUGUAAGUGCCCCACCCACUCCUAUGACCCCACCUUCCGUAUCAGUCCCAGAAAGUCACUUACGCCCUGGACAACAGUCUUUAGCUACUCAUUCACUUCACACUGCACAAACACCCGCCUCCAAACGUCGACGACUUUCACCAUACCACGGGAAGAAUACAGAUACAGAUGAAUCUGAGGGUUGUGAUGAUGGCGAAGAUCCAGACAUAGUAACUACUAGCACUACACCGGCCAACCCAAACGAACUAUCCAUAGAAAACUACGAAAAUACUGUUGAUCCUAAGCGAAAAUUGGAUCAAGUGAAGCAAAAACUUAAACAGCGUCCACAACAAGAUAGGAAUCCAGUCAGUCCUAAGAACAAUCGUAUAACAAAACAGUUUUCAUCCCCAACUGAAUCAGAGCUCGGUGUUCCAGAUCAGAUGGAAUUCCUUGAAGGAGAUCCUCUAAAAGCAGAAGAGGAAGGAGAAGAAGAUGAGGAAGAAGAACCUUUGAAUUCAGAGGAUGAUGUGAGUGAUGAAGAACCUGAAGUGCUGUUCGAAUCGGAUAAUGUUGUUGUUUGUCAGUAUGAUAAGAUUCAUCGAGCUCGAAAUAAAUGGCGUUUUCAUCUGAAGGACGGGAUAAUGUCCAUAAAUGGUCGGGAUCAUAUUUUCCAAAAGGCUGUCGGUGAGGCUGAAUGGUAGUUUAAAUGGAAUGUAUUUAGUUAUUAGUUUCUUCAUAUCAAAGGAUAUCGUCGAAAGAUGAAUUUGGCUACUGUUCCCUCUAUUUUCCGAUGCCAUCAUGUUUAGUCACUUGUAUUAAUUGAUGCAAAUGUAAAACUUUGUGAAUGACUAUAGUCGCAAUUGUUGUAUGCCUCUUUUAACCAACUUUGCAUUCUGUAAAGAAAAAAGAUAACCAUAACCAAUUUCACUUCUUUGCAGUCAUAGUAAGGUACUUUUAUAGUCGUUUGUAAAAUAGAGAAUAAAUUGAAAACACUAAAAAAAACUAAACCACCACACAAAAUUGAUGAAUUGCACGAUAGAGAUAAAUUGUAGGAUUUGACACCAGUAUUCCUCAGUUAUUCGAUCUUAAUUAUGGUUUAAAAGUUCUUACCUUUAUUCUUUCUUCACUCAUCCUAUGUGUUCACGUUUCAUACUAUAGAAAAGCCUAUAUUUAUUGUGCAUAUAUUGUUCAUUACUUUAUCACAUCCAGUUUUAUUGUGAUUAUCUUUUUGUUUGUGUAUUUUUUAAAGAAAAAAAACAUUUUAUUACUGUCUUCCUAACUAAAUCGUUGAUAAUAAUAGCAGUGAUUAUGGUCUUUAGUUAUAUAUAUGUAUAUAUAUUACUGUAUCUAACACACUUGUGACAACAUAGUUACACCUACUGGAAAAGUUUUAUUCAUCGUAUCUGUUUUCACUAACAUUUAGUCAGUAAAUUUGUACUAGUUAUUAAUAACUUGACAAUCAGUGA